AUGCCUUCCCUUGCAAAAGCAAAUAAAGUAUUCUUCCCACAAAAGCCGGCAGAGCUAAACCUGCACCAGCUUGAAGAACGAUUGAUAGCUUUAAGAAUUCCGUUCAUGCAAAUACGUGAACUCCCAAGAGGCGGGCAACUUAGCAUUCAUGGGAAUGUUGUUAAUGUUCCUGUAGACAUACAACCUACCAUUAAAGCUUUGCCACGAACAUUCGAGGAAACCACUGUUGCAGUAAAACUCAAAAGAAAACUAGCAUACAAGAAAGUUGAAGUUACAGAAAAUGUUCGCCCUAACCAUGUUCUUGCAGCGCUACACUGGUUACUCACGAAUAGUGAACUUUAUAAGAACUCAGGCGUUGCAUUUGAUGAAGCUUGGUGUGCAGAAAUGGAAAAAGGUGCUAGCAGUAUUGUCACAAACUUCAUGAAUGACUGUGAGCUAGAAAAUGUCAAUGAAGACGAACAAAGUGAUGAUUCAGACGGAUUCAGUGAAAUUGAUGCUUCUGAGAGAAUUAUAGGGAAUUCAGAUACACUGAUAGAUCCAAUUUGCCCUCAGAGUGACUCAACAUACACUUUUGCCCCAGGUGAAGGUCAGAUUCCUCUUGGUCUGUACAAAGAUCCAAAUGCUGAAGAGCUGUCAUUUCCAACAAUUUAUUGUGGUCAAGCAAGAACCAAAAACACUGAAAGAGAAGUUAAAGUGCAUUACAGUGAUUUGGCCAAAUGGGAACUUAGACAUGUAGACAGAAGAGCAGCCAACUCUGUACCAAAUAUUUUCUUUAAAAUGAAAAAAAUACAGGCAAAGCAAAUAUCCGAUAAAGUUAAUCUUUCCAUUAGAAGAUGCAAAAGAAAAGAAAACAACAUUACAGCUGCUGAUGCAUUAAAUACAUCCCAAAUGAACAAGUUGGUGAACCUUGAUGAAGGAUUUUACAUAUUUCGAACAUUGCGCAACUCGCCACCAUACCUUGAGAAAAGAAAGAAGGAUGUUUUUGCAAUGAUCAGACAACUUGGACUGCCAACUUGGUUUGGUUCUCUAUCUGCUGGUGAUACUAGAUGGCAUGACCUGUUAAGAAUUCUUGGUGAACUGAAUGAUGGAGUCACUUACACAGCAGAGCAAUUGCAGAACAUGACAUGGCAAGACAAAACAAGACUUGUACAACAAGAUCCAGUCACAUGUGCAAGGCACUUUGACAAUCGGGUUCUGCAAUUUAUCAACAUUGUGCUGAAGUCUGACCAUGCCCCACUCGGUGAACUGGAUGACUACUUUUACCGUGUUGAAUUUCAACACCGAGGGUCUCCUCAUAUACACAUGCUGAUGUGGAUCAAAAACUCGCCAAAGUACAAGUCAUCUUCAGAAAGUGAAAUUGUCCAGUUUGUUGAAAAAUACAUCAGUUGCAGUGGAAAUGUAUCGGAUCAUCUCAAACCCCUUGUUGAUAUACAAACUCACAAACACUCCAAAACAUGCAGGAAAAAAGGAAAGGCUGAAUGUAGGUUCGGUUUCCCAUUACCUCCUUUGCCAAAAACAUUGAUCUUGGAACCACUCGAUGAAGACCAUGAACACUUAAAAAAAAAGUAUGCUGAAGUACAGACAAAGUUGAAUGAGCUGAAAGAUGUGGCCAACAUGUCAUUUGAAGAGUUUCUGAAUGAAAUCAGUAUGACACAAGAACAGUACAUUCUUUGCAUAAGAUCUUCAUUGAAAGCACCCAAAGUCUUCUUGAAAAGGAAGGUGUGUGAAGCCAGAAUCAAUCCAUAUAUGCUGCCACUUCUUGAAACUUGGGAUGCUAACCAUGACCUGCAAUAUGUUUUGGAUCCAUAUGCAUGCGCUGUCUACAUAGUGGCAUACAUCAGCAAAUCACAAAGAGGUAUGAGUAUUCUGCUUGAUGAAGCAUGCAAGGAAGCAAGAAAAGGCAAUAUGGAUAUCAAGCGUCAAGUCCGUCACAUGGGCAACAAGUUCUUGAACAGUGUUGAAGUUAGUGCGCAAGAGGCAGCAUACCUUGUAUUGCAACUUCCACUGACUAAAGCUUCCAGAGAUGUUGUUUUUAUCAACACAUCUGAAUCAAGUGAAAGAACAUUUCUUCUCAAACAAAAAGAUUCACUGGAACAGUUACCACCUGACUCUACAGACAUAGAAGCUGACAAUGUUGUGAAACGUUAUUCAAAGCGUCCAAAACAACUGCAAAAUAUGUGCUUAGCAGACUAUGUCUCCAAACUAGAUAUCAAAUAUCCCAAAAAGAAACAUAUUGAUGAUGAAGUCAAUGAUGAUGAGGAUGUGCCACUUACUGAUAGUGAUGAUGAGAUCAAUAAUGCAACAGAAAACUGUGUUCGAAUGGAACUGCGCAAUGGCAUUAUUAUCAAGCAAAGGAAAAACAGAAAAGUCAUUCGAUAUGUCAGAUAUAAUGUCAAAACAGACAGUGAAAAUCACUAUCGAGAAAAACUUCUACUGUUCUUUCCCUGGCGGAAUGAAAAACUUGAUUUACUUGGAGGACAUGACACAUAUGAAGAUCAUUACAAUCAUGUGAAAAAAACAGUUGACUUGAAAUGUUCCGAAUAUGAACACCAUGUACAGGAACUUGACGAUGCGUUGCAACGUGCUGAAGAUGAUCUGUCCGAACAAUUUGAUAAACUGGCACCUCAGACACAACAUAGCAAUGAGGAAGAUAAAGAAUCUGAAACAACAAACAGCAACAAGUUCAUUUAUUAUAAACCUCAAGCUGCUGUUCACGAACAAUAUGACAUAGGCAUAGAUCUGGGAGUACCACUUGCUGUUGGCUUGCCAGAGCAAACAUCAACCUUCCUCUCCAACAAUGAGUUCUUGGACCUUGUAAGGAAAUUGAACAGAGAGCAAAGGGAGUUUUUCAAUCAUGUACUGCAUUGGGUCAAGACAAAAGAUGAACCAUUAUAUGCAUUUCUGACGGGUGUAGCAGGAGUAGGAAAAUCUGUUGUCAUUAAAGCUCUUGAACAAGCAUUAAGACGCUAUCUUUGUUCAGAAGAAGGCGAAAAUCCAGAAAAUUGCAGAGUUCUUCUUUGCGCACCGACUGGCAAGGCCGCUCACAACAUCAAUGGUACCACGAUUCAUGCUGCAUUCAAAAUCCUUCCCAAUCGCAGCUUUGAUAGCUAUACAGUAGAUUCUGACACGCUAAACACACUUCGUGUAAAAUACAGAAAUCUCUCUCCACACUAA
Pecten maximus is the source of this 3174-nucleotide messenger RNA. RefSeq lists its product as uncharacterized. The transcript has a single exon. Gene Ontology annotation, molecular function: DNA helicase activity. Bases 1 to 3174 code for a protein of 1057 amino acids. NCBI's taxonomy places the organism in Eukaryota, Metazoa, Mollusca, Bivalvia, Pectinida, Pectinidae. Gene Ontology annotation, biological process: DNA repair; telomere maintenance. The record is from RefSeq and is a predicted model, not a curated record.